Messenger RNA from Miscanthus lutarioriparius, 825 nucleotides. The record is from the annotation of a GenBank genome assembly. Lineage: Eukaryota; Viridiplantae; Streptophyta; Magnoliopsida; Poales; Poaceae.
AUGGGCGAGGAGGCGGUGGACGACUACGAGCUCCACAUGGUGUGCUACGGCGGCGACGACGACGGGCGCGUGAUGGAGUGGGAGUCGGGGCUCCCGGGCGCCGACGAGCUGACCCCUCUGUCGCAGCCGCUGGUGCCCCCGGGUCUGGCGGCGGUGUUCCGCAUCCCGCCGGAGCCCGGGCGGACGCUGCUGGACGUGCACCGCGCGUCGGCGGCCACGGUGUCGCGGCUGCGGCGCGCGCCGUCGUCGUCGUCGUCGGGCAGCGGAGGGAGCGGCUCCUCCUUCGCGCCCUUCCAUCCCCAGGCGGGGGCAGCGGGACACGCAAGGGGGGACGAGGGGGCGGACUCGUCAGCAGCCAUCGGCGGCGCGGCGACCAACAACGCCAACAGCAGCAAGCGUCCCCGGCUGGUUUGGACGCCGCAGCUGCACAAGCGGUUCGUGGACGUGGUGGCGCACCUGGGGAUCAAGAACGCGGUGCCCAAGACCAUCAUGCAGCUGAUGAACGUGGAAGGGCUGACGCGCGAGAACGUGGCCAGCCACCUGCAGAAGUACCGGCUGUACGUGAAGCGGAUGCAGGGCCUCUCCAACGAAGGGCAGUCCCCGUCCGACCACAUCUUCGCCUCCACGCCGGUGCCGCACAGCCUGGUGCACGAGCCGCAGCCGCAGCAGGUGCCCGUCCCAACCAGCAUGUACGCUAUGCAUGGCGUCGCCGCUGUCGGCAUGGUGCCCAUGGCCAGCGGCGGACAGGCGUACCACCACUACCACCACCACAACGGAAGAGGGUACCCGCACCCGCAGGCGGCGUACCACCACGCCGACAAAUAA